Messenger RNA from Neurospora tetraspora, 687 nucleotides. RefSeq lists its product as uncharacterized. The transcript has a single exon. The coding region runs from base 1 to 687 and encodes 228 amino acids. The record is from RefSeq and is a predicted model, not a curated record. Lineage: Eukaryota; Fungi; Ascomycota; Sordariomycetes; Sordariales; Sordariaceae.
AUGCACUCUUCAAUGGGGUCCAAGUCCGCUCCCAGCGAUAGCUGGACGACGAUCGAAUUCCAUACAAGUCGCCACACCAAGGACAGAACGCCUGAAUACAACGAUGACAACGAGUCAUCAGCCCAAGUCGCCAGCAUAUCCUCUUCCAGUUACAACGGCGCCUUGGCAUCCGAGAUUGCCCAAGGUGAUCUCAUCACUGGCACUCAUGAGAUACCCUAUCGCGCUAGAUCUCACGGAUGCUCAACGGAGACCGCAAGCUCGGACCAGACCUUCUUCGCCGACGAGGUCAUGAAUCGCCAGGAAACAGUAGCUACGGCUCCACCUCUGACGGCUAGCCAGUCCCUUCCCAAAGGCCCUUCUCUCACUGCAUCGGUCCUAGGGCGAUAUAGUGAGGUAAUGGCCCAACCCUACGUUGGCAACAUACCCAGCUGGAUUGAGGGCGCCGGCUUCGUUGGUCGGCUUGCCAGACCUGUGGUCUCCGAAAACCCUCCGACCACAAAGCCUCCCAAGUCCAAGCAAAGCAUUUCGAGCAGCGUCGGAUCUGACUGGGCAUAUGUUCCCUCGUCCCCGGAGCAGGCGAGCCUUAUUGCGGGUUCCGGCGGAUGGUGCGGGGAGCCAGAUGGCAGACAUCCCCGUCGAGUCUCGACCCUCGACCUGCUUGAGGACCCUAUGCCUCUUUCUGACUGA